Messenger RNA from Hemisphaericaspora subhashii, 1515 nucleotides. RefSeq names its product RuvB family ATP-dependent DNA helicase pontin. Gene Ontology annotation, biological process: regulation of transcription by RNA polymerase II; box C/D snoRNP assembly; chromatin remodeling. The record is from RefSeq and is a predicted model, not a curated record. The coding region runs from base 1 to 1515 and encodes 504 amino acids. Gene Ontology annotation, molecular function: ATP hydrolysis activity; DNA helicase activity; ATP binding. The transcript has a single exon. Lineage: Eukaryota; Fungi; Ascomycota; Pichiomycetes; Serinales; Debaryomycetaceae. Gene Ontology annotation, cellular component: R2TP complex; NuA4 histone acetyltransferase complex; Swr1 complex.
AUGAAAAUUUCAAAUAUCCUGCAUAUUAGAAUCUCAUUGGGAUGGAAUUUUUCAAAGGGCAAAAAGCUUGAAAAAAAAACAUACCAAUUCUACCGUACGGAAGCAUCACCCAUAGAGAGUCAAUUACAAACCAAUAAGAAGAUGGUACAAAUAAGCGAAGUUAAAGAUACCCAAGCAAGGGAAAGCAGAACGGCAGCACAUACUCACAUCAAAGGAUUGGGACUUAACGAACAUGGAAUUGCCAAAAAUAUCGAAGGUGGAUUUGUUGGUCAAACAGAUGCCAGAGAAGCAUGUGGGAUUAUCGUCGACUUGAUCAAAUCUAAGAAGAUGUCCGGGAAAGCUAUAUUAAUUGCCGGACCUCCAGCUACGGGGAAAACCGCUUUGGCAUUGGCAAUAUCUCAAGAAUUGGGUCCAAAAGUCCCAUUUUGUCCUAUUGUAGGAUCAGAGCUUUAUUCAGCAGAAGUAAAGAAAACUUCAGCAUUAAUGGAAAAUUUCAGAAGAGCAAUUGGGUUAAGAAUAAAGGAAAUUAAAGAAGUAUAUGAAGGUGAAGUGAUUGAUCUUACUCCAGAAGAAGCUGAAAAUCCUUUGGGUGGUUAUGGUAAAACAAUAAGUCAUGUUGUUGUGGGUUUAAAAACAGCAAAGGGUACUAAGAGUCUUAGAUUAGAUCCAAGUAUUUACGAAAGUAUUCAAAAAGAAAGAGUAACAGUUGGUGAUGUCAUUUAUAUUGAAGCAAAUACUGGUGCUGUUAAGAGAGUAGGAAGAUCUGAUGCUUAUGCCACUGAAUUCGAUCUUGAAGCAGAAGAAUAUGUUCCAUUACCAAAGGGAGAAGUUCAUAAGAAAAAAGAAAUAGUUCAAGAUGUCACUUUACAUGAUUUGGAUGUUGCCAAUGCAAGACCUCAAGGAGGACAAGAUGUUUUGUCUAUGAUGGGACAACUUUUGAAACCAAGAAAAACUGAAAUUACUGAUAAAUUACGAACUGAAGUGAAUAAGGUUGUAUCCAAAUAUAUUGAUCAAGGUGUCGCAGAAUUAAUCCCAGGUGUUUUAUUUAUUGACGAAGUCAAUAUGUUAGAUAUGGAAAUUUUCACCUAUUUGAAUAGAGCAUUAGAAAGCACCAUUGCCCCAAUUGUGGUAUUGGCAUCAAAUAGAGGUUUGACCACUGUUAAGGGAUCGGAUGAUGAUCGUAAAGCUCCACAUGGUUGUCCACCUGAUUUGAUUGAUAGGCUUUUGAUUGUGAGAACUUUACCAUAUAAUCAAGAAGAAAUUAAGAUCAUUAUAUCAAAACGUGCAGCAUUAGAAGGAUUAACAAUUACCCCUGAAGCAUUGGAAAAGGUAGCUGAACAUGGACUUCGUAUUUCUUUACGUUAUGCCUUGCAAUUAUUAACACCUGCAGGUGUUCUCAGUUCCACUGCUGGACGUUCUGAAAUAGAUGUUCAAGACAUCGAAGAAUGUGAAUUAUUAUUCUUAGAUUCUCGUCGUUCAAUUAGAGUUUUAGAAUCAAAUAAAAACUUCCUUUAA